Molecule: messenger RNA, 889 nt
Organism: Solanum verrucosum
Lineage: Eukaryota; Viridiplantae; Streptophyta; Magnoliopsida; Solanales; Solanaceae
Product: germin-like protein subfamily T member 2
Exons: 1
Coding region: 1-666 (221 amino acids)
Cellular component (GO): cell wall
Molecular function (GO): manganese ion binding
Source: RefSeq, a predicted model, not a curated record
AUGGCUAUUCGCGUGAUGUUCUUGUUGGUUAUUCUGAUAGUCUUACCAUUUCCUUCUCAUUGUGCUGAUCCUGAUCCCCUGCAGGAUUUCUGCGUGGGAAUUCUGAACGAUACAUCAACAACAUCUCUUAACGGCUUUCCUUGCAAGCCUGCUUCCCAAGUUACUUCAGAUGACUUCUUCUUUGAUGGCCUAACCAAUGAGGGAAACACUGAAAAUGCAUUUGGAUUCAGUGCAACCGUGGGAAACGUUCUUGCUUUCCCAGGGUUAAACACACUAGGUCUCUCGAUGAAUCGAGUUGACUUUGCCCCAGGAGGGCUAAAUCCACCUCAUUCACACCCUCGUGCAACUGAGUCCGGAGUAGUCAUUAAAGGGAAACUCUACGUUGGAUUCCUAACAACAAAGAACGUGUUAUAUUCCAAAGUAUUGACUGCAGGGGAAAUGUUCGUGAUACCCCGAGGACUAGUGCAUUUCCAAAUGAAUGUUGGAAAGGAGAAGGCAAUGACAAUCACAGCUUUUAACAGUCAUUUGCCAGGAGCAGUGGUUCUACCAACUACACUAUUUACUUCAAAGCCACCAAUUCCUGAUGAGGUGUUGACUAAGGCCUUCAAAAUUGAUGCAAGUGUUAUUGAUGGUAUCAAAGCAAAACUUGGUGCCAUAAACUAUUAACAAUUGAAUAAAACAGAAUGGAAAAUAAAAGCCUAAAACAUAAAUUUGUCUUCUCAGGUAUACUUGUGUAUUUGUCUAAAUUUUCAUCUGGUACAUAGAUUAUCCAGGUGUGUAUUGUGUAAUAACCAAUAAUACAACAACAAUUCUUGAUUUUUCAUAUGGACGUGUUGAUUUGGUUACUCAGAUCAUUCUGUUCUUUGCAGUUACUCAUCAAAUAAGAGUC